GCGCUUGGCCGUGGGUUUGAGAUCGGACUAAGCUCAGCUUCAACUUCGAAGAACAACAAAAAGCGCGGGAUCAAAUCAAAUGCGGCCUCCAUUUCCAUAGCUUCAACCUUCCCUGCUAGGGUUUCGAUUCUACCAGAUCCUCUCCUCGACCGAGCCUCUUCACAGCUCCUCCUCCAAUGGUGACCGCUGCCUCCGUCGACUCCUCUCUGUGGUGGGACUCCUUCGUUCUUCUCAUAACCGACCUCGAAAAUGCUUCUCUCUCCUCUGACCUCCCACCGCAUCUGGUUAAGAAGUUGAACGACAAUCGCGUCUGGUUCGUGGACCUCGUGUCCCUCUUCAAGCCGCCGAAUCAGAAAUCUAGGGACGCUUUGAAUUUGCAGCAAGUUAAUGUUGGCUCGCAUCAGUUGAAGAUACGGUCUCAAUUGAAGGAUGCUGCUCUUCAAAUUAGUUCCCGUUUGUGUUUAGAUGAGGUACAAUCAUACAUACUUGUUGACAGAUUUGUGGAUCAGAACAAUGUUGAUGCUGAUUUUUCAGUACAGGAAUUUCUUCAUGCGAUAUUGAUUCAGUACUACAUUGAUCGGCAAUGCUUGCUGAAAUGCACCAGGCAGAUUCUUAUGCAUGCUUUAUAUCAUGGAAUUUGCUCCAAAGAAAACAGUGCUAUUAAAGAGGAGGUACUGAGUCUGGUUUCUGAUGGAUUGGAAGGCAACUUGUUAUCUGUUCUCCAGAACCUUCUAUCUUCUAGCCAUCCUGAGCAUAUGGAUGUUGAUUUGUUCACUUUGUGGGCGGAGGAGAUAUUGAUAGAAGAAAAUUUGGUAUUGGACAUCCUUUUCCUUGCUUAUUAUGAGUCAUUUUGCAGUUGCAACAGUGAGCAAUGGAAAAAAUUAUGCUCAAUUUAUAAGGGAAUCAUAUUUGGGUCAUUUAACUUUGGAAAGCUGGCAGUAUCAACCGAAGCAGUACAGUCAAUUUAUCAUGCCAAAGUUCGAUUUUUACUUAUCCUUAUAGAAACCUUGGACUUGGACAAUCUUCUUCAAAUGAUUCAUGAUGAAACACCGUUCAGGCAGGGUUCCUUUGUGUUUUCUGUGACUGAUGUGCAAGAGAUGGAUGCUAUAAUUUCUGGUUUUGAUGUGUUUCAAACAAAAGAAGCUGGGCCUUUAAUUCUUACAUGGGCAGUGUUUCUUUGUUUAAUUUCAUCACUUCCAGAAAAACAGGAAACUAAUCUGCUAAUGGAGAUUGACCAUAUAGGUUAUGUUCGUCAAGCUUUUGAGGCAGCAUCAUUGAACAAUUUUCUUGAGAUCCUUCAAAGUGAUGUAUUGAAGGAUUUUGAUGUACCUGUUGCUGGUUACAGAAGUGUUAUGAGAACAUUUGUUUCUGCAUUCAUAGCGUCCUAUGAGAUCAAUCUUCAGGUAGAAGAUAAUACCCUCAAGUUGAUUCUGGACAUUCUUUGCAGAGUUUAUCAAGGAGAGGAGUCACUUUGUGUGCAGUUUUGGGACAAGGACAGUUUCAUUGAUGGUCCUAUUCGCUGUCUUCUUUGCAACUUAGAGGGUGAAUUCCCAUUCAGGAUUGUGGAAUUUAUUCGCUUUUUAUCUGCUCUCUCUGAAGGAGCUUGGCCUGCAGAAUGUGUGUAUAAUUUUCUAGAUAAAUCUGUUGGUAUAUCAUCUUUGUUUGAGAUUAGCAGCAAUACUUUGGAGGAUAAUAUUUCUCAGAUUGUUGAAACGCAUUUGCCUUUGCACGUUCCUGGAGUUGAAGGUUUGAUUAUUCCCAGUGAAACACGUGGUCAUGUUUUGAAAGUAAUUGACCAAAAUGUUGCUCUUGUACGGUGGGAGUAUGCUCAAUCUGGAGUGCUUGUACUGCUUCUUCGCCUGGCUCAGGAGCUUUGUAUUGAUAGCAAUGAGGAAGUCCUUGUUACUCUUGAUCUGCUUUGUCGACUUGUGUCCUUCAACACGGCUGUAUGUGUUAAUUUGAUAAAUGUUGGCAACUCAUUGCUUGUUUCGGCAACUCAUACAGAUGGUCAGAUGGAAACAAAAUUGUGGGUUGAUGUGGUAGGGAUUGUAUGCACAUUGAUCAGAAAGUUAUCACCUAGUUUGCAUGGCAGUGCUGUAAUGUCCAUGGGUGUUAGCAUUUUGGCAAAGAUGUUGAAAUGUUCACCAUCUCAUGUGACUGCAGUGGCUCUGAAGAAAAAUAUAUUUGAGGUGAAUUUAGCAACGAAUACCUUUGAUGUUGGCUGUAAUGUUUCAAGAAGUGCCUCAUGGUUGCUUUCUGGAAGACUUGCAAAAUUUCUCUUAAUAGACUGCGAGCAGAAUGACAACUAUUGCCCAUUAACUACUUCAGUGCUAGAGUUCACCAUGGAGCUUGUGGAGACAGGUGUUGAAAAUGAUUUUGUCAUUGCUCUUGUCAUAUUCUCUCUUCAGUAUGUUUUAGUUAAUCAUGAGUACUGGAAAUACAAAGCAAAGGAUGUUCGUUGGAAAGUGACGUUGAAGGUGCUUGAAGCGAUGAAAAAAUGCAUUUUGUCAAUUCCAUACUCACAGAAACUGGGCAUGGUUAUUCGAGACAUUUUACUUUGUGAUUCUUCCAUUCACAGUACAUUCUUUCGGAUUAUUUGUACAACUACUGAGACUUUAGAGAGACUCUAUGUUAGCCGUCUUUAUGAAUUGAUGGACAUUGAAGGAUUACAGCUUGCAAUAUGUUCUGCACUGGAUAUUAUUUUCAGCAUGCUGUCUAGGCUUUCAGUGGAUCUUUCAUCCAGCCUUCCAGUCUUUCACCAAGCGUUGCUGUCGUCUACAGCCAAACCAAUUCCUGUUGUUACAGCCAUGAUAUCCUUGAUAUCAUAUUUCCGCUAUCCUGCAAUACAAAUUGGUGCUGCCAGUGUGUUAUCAAUGUUAUUCAUGUUUGCAGAUUAUUCACAACAAUAUUUGAAUGGAAAUGCAUGCUUUGGUCUGGAUGAUAAACAGAUUAAAGAAUUAAAACAUUCCGUGGGCGUUAUUCUUCAUGAGCAGUCACUGUGGAAUGAAGAUCUCUUUCUUACUAUUGUCAAACUGCUCACUUCUGCUGCUCGUUAUCAGCCUGCUUUUCUUGCUGCUAUAAUUUGUGGUGAAGUGAAUAUGGAUGUUCAAUCCAGUAACGAUUCAGCUGUGAGGCCACCAACAAACGAUGCUUCAUUUAAACCACUGGAAUCCAAGAAAUCAAGUCUGCUAGAUUCACUUGUGCUCUAUGUUGAAAGAUCUAAUGAUCUUAUCAAGAGUAAUCCCCGCAUACUGCUGAUUGUACUCGAGUUCCUGAAGACCUUGUGGCAAGGAGCUGCUAAUUAUAAAGAUAUUUUGGAGUUGCUAAAAAAAUAUGACAAGUUCUGGGAACAUUUAUCCAACUCUGUUUCCCUAACUGCUGGCUUGGAAGCACCUGUACUUGGAAAACUUAAUGAAAGAGAGUCUCUAAACCUGGCGUACAAAUAUCAGUGCCAGUCCGUUGUGUUGGAAAUAAUGACAAAUGAAGCAUUUCUUCAGAAAAAGUUACAGCGGGCUGAGUUACUUGUGAAACAGAUUGAUGACUCAUCAAAGGGGAAGAUGGAAAAUGUAGCCAGUGCUGAAAAACCGAGCAAUGCGAAUACGGGUGAUCUCAGAUGUAUUUUGUCAACCUGGCGUGAGCAAUCAGUUUUGGGUGAUUUAAUCAAGUCCUAUGCAUCCUGUGAAUAUAACAACGAGAAAUAUCUUCGCUCAAAGGUUGCUGCAGCUUUGUUCACCAUGCAUGUGAUCAGGAAAUUAACUCACGGAGACACUGGGAGUCUGUCUGUAUCAUUAAUUGAAAAGAUCCGUGCCAUAUCCAAAAAGUUGGGCAAUCUGCCUGCCUUCUCCGAAUUGGUAGCUCAAUACUCACGAAGUGGUUACAGUAAAGGAGAGGCACUGAAUGCUUUAAUACUCAGUGAUCUUUAUUACCAUAUAGAAGGAGAGCUUGAGGGUCGUAAGAUAGAUGCUGGACCAUUUAAAGAGCUCUCCCAGUACCUGCACGAAUCAAAACUUUUUCAAAUUUAUCAACAAAAAUGUGAUGGGGAUCUUUUUGCCCUUUCUAAAGAUAUGUGCUUGUUUGAACUCGAGCGCUUACAAGCUGAUUUGGGAUUGGAUAUGUGGUGUCAUUCGGAGUGGAAAGCAUCCAGGGCAGUUGCAGAUAAAUUGUUACUCUCCAUGGAGGAGGUGAACUCAAUGACGAUGGUUUCAAAUUCCAAGCUUUCUGCAAUGAAAGCACUGAUAAACAUGAUAUCUGUUUUCAAGGAAGAUUUGUUUGAGAAAAAUGCUGCAAUUGAUGGGAAAAUCUCUGAGCAACUCUUUCCAUCAUGCAUUAAUCAUGUAUGCCAUUGUUUUCGCGUCACAACUGAAUCAUUAGCACCAGUUCUAGAUGCUUCUGAAGACAUCCUUGAUUUUCUUGCAGCCCAAGCGGAAUUACUUCUCCAUCUUAUUAGAUUUGAAAAUGAAAACCUAUCCCUACCAACCUGUGUAGCUGUCUUAAAAACAACAGGUUUUGGUCUUAAAGUUCUGAGUGACUUUAGACCCUCAAUUUCUGGGGUUAAAACAACAGUGAAGCUCUUGCUUACAUUGCUUCUCUCAUCCCUCGAGCUCAGUGGUCUUAAGUCGCAGAUUGUUGGGGCAAUGGAAAAGGAAUAUAUUAAAGCCUUUUCUGAGGUGUCUAAUAGCAGUUUGGGGCUGUUGCCCAUUCUCUGCAAAUACAUUGAGACUACGGAGCAUUGCAUCCUCUCCUUGACUAAUAUUGACUUGAUAGUGAGAGGUUUCUCGACUCCCAAUACUUGGUUCCCCAUCAUGCAGAAACAUCUCCAGUUGAAGCAUGUUGUUCUGAGACUGCAAGAUGAAAGUUCUGACGCUUGUAUUCCCAUAAUACUGAAGUUUCUUCUGACUCUUUCUUGUGUCAAAGGAGGUGCUGAAAUGCUUCUUGCUGCUGGGUUUUUUUCAUCGUUGAGAAUGUUGUUUUCCGACUUAUCAGAUGGUGUGCCAUUCUCAGUCGUUCAAAAUGAAAGGAGUCUGUUGAGCACAUCUGAAAAAAUUGAAAAGCCUCAGCACAUUUGGGGACUUAGCUUGGCCGUGGUUACAGCUGUGAUUCAAUCUUUAGGAGAAAGUUCGUGUACUUUUAUAGAAGAUAGUGUUAUACCUUAUUUCUUCUCAGAGAAAGCCUAUCUGAUAUUGUAUUAUCUUAAUGCUCCAGACUUCCCAUCUGAUAAUCAUAACAGGAAGAGAGCUCGAGCUCAAAAGACGCAUAUUUCUCUUACUUCCCUCAAGGAAACUGAGCAUACUGUCAUGCUAAUCUGUGCAUUAGCAAAACAUCAAGAUCUAUGGGUUAAAACCAUGAAAGGGACAGAUUCACAGCUAAGGGAGAGAAGUAUCCAUAUUUUAGCCUUCAUUAGUCGGGGAAUUCAACGGCUUGGGGAUUCUCCUUGCAGGACCCCACCUCUCUUUUGUGCUCCUGUCCUCAAGGAGGAGUUUGAUUGUUGCACGAAACCAUCAUUUGUCAACAGCAGAAAUGGAUGGUUUGCAUUUUCUCCUCUUGGUUGUGUCUCAAAACCUAAGUUGUCACCUGUCUCAACCAAGACAGCUGCUCUUUUAUUGAAGGAUCAAGCAGCUGAAAGUUGUAAUUUAGCAUCUCGAACAUAUUUCUCAGACACCGUUGCAAUACAAAUAUACAGAAUUACAUUUCUUCUUUUGAAGUUUUUGUGCUUACAAGCUGAAGGCGCUGCUAGAAGGGCGGAGGAGGUUGGGUUUGUUGAUCUUGCUCAUUUUCCAGAGCUUCCAAUGCCUGAGAUUUUACACAGUUUACAGGACCAAGCAGUUGCCAUUGUAACUGAGUUGUGUGAUCCCAACAAGUCGACGCAGAAUCCACCCGAAAUUCAAAGUUUGUGCUUCUUGUUAUUGCAAAUAAUGGAGAUGUCGUUGUACUUGGAACUCUGCGUGUCUCACAUUUGUGGAAUGCGACCAGUAUUGGGCCGUGUCGAAGAGUUCACAAAGAGCCUCAAACUGUUGCUAAAAGCUGCGGAAGCACAUGUAUAUUUAAAAGCACCAGUGAAAUCCUUGAAACAGAUGGUAUCACUUGCCUAUCCUGGAUUAUCGAGAGCUGGGGGCUUCUUGUUCGACACUCUUGUAUAAGUGAAAUGACAACCAAGGAAGCAUGUUGUAAAAAUUUUGCGAGUAUUUAGUGUUGGUAUGAUUGUAGCAUAUGUUUGGGCCCCUUGUCUUUUGUCAUCUUGUAUUGACCACAGGGUAAAGGCAAUCAGGCACAUCCUUUGUAUUUCGUAGCCAGCCAUCGUUGGCUUUAUUCAUUGAAGAUUUUUUCUUUAGUA
Molecule: messenger RNA, 6331 nt
Organism: Malania oleifera
Lineage: Eukaryota; Viridiplantae; Streptophyta; Magnoliopsida; Santalales; Ximeniaceae
Exons: 32
Coding region: 177-6137 (1986 amino acids)
Biological process (GO): protein import into nucleus; RNA export from nucleus
Cellular component (GO): nuclear pore inner ring
Molecular function (GO): structural constituent of nuclear pore
Source: RefSeq, a predicted model, not a curated record